CAAGGCUGCUGCCUGCACACACACACACACACACACACACACACACACUCACACACACACACACACACUCACACACACACACACAGACAGACCCCUCAGCCCGGCUUCACCAGAAGAAGUUCAGAGAGAAGACUGACCUCAAGAAGAGGAGUUGUGUGUUUCCCCUCUAGAAGAACUUGCCUCGUGUUUACAGCCUGAGGGAGGAUGGAGAAGCUGUCAGAGAAAGACAAGGAGCUGAUACGAGGCAGCUGGGAGAGCCUGGGCAAGAACAAAGUUCCUCAUGGUGUCAUCAUGUUUUCCAGACUGUUUGAGCUGGACCCUGCGCUCCUCACUCUUUUCCACUACACUACAAACUGUGGCUCCACACAAGACUGCCUCUCCAGCCCUGAGUUCCUGGAACAUGUCACCAAGGUGAUGCUUGUGAUCGAUGCAGCAGUCAGCCACCUGGACGACCUUCACUCCUUGGAGGACUUCCUGCUCAACCUUGGGAGGAAGCAUCAGGCAGUGGGAGUCAACACACAGUCAUUUGCUGUGGUUGGUGAGUCCCUUCUCUACAUGCUGCAGUGCAGUCUGGGCCAGGCCUACACGGCACCGCUGCGGCAAGCCUGGCUCAACAUGUACAGCAUCGUGGUGGCAGCCAUGAGCCAAGGAUGGGCCAAGAACGGGGAGGAUAAGGCGGACUGAGGCGCACAGCAGGGGGCUGCUGAGCAGCUGCUGUCACAUCACUCAACAUGGUUGUCCUGGCAUAAGGUUGUGUAACUUGCAGCACUGUGGCUUUGGCUACUGUACAUUUGCUCUUUGAGAGAGGUCGCAUAGAGUAGCGAAUGUCGGUGUGGUUAAACUUUACAAUUGGGUCGACCAAUCGCAGAGUUUGUUUUCUUUGCUGUGGAUGUUUAGCUACCAGACAAUGCUGCUGUACAGCUGUGAGGAUCUGAGCCAGCCUGCUUUGGUUCUUCUAAGUCUGGACCUGUAAUCUCACACUGAGAAAAAGCAACAAGGAUAACUGUUGAGUCUCUUUGUAUAUAAUGGCUUUGAUAUAUCUACUCAAAUAACAGUGGCUGUAGUGGUCUUUGUGAUGUAUCUUAAAAGAGUUGCACAAUUGUGAAACACUAGAUAUUAUAUUUAGGCAUCACACACUACUUAAACUGUGAUGGUUACUGUGGCCAGCGCGGCAGCUCUCUAUCUAACUGGAACACAGUGAUUCUCUACAAAACAUGAUAGAAGUUUUGGGACAAAGCAAUGUGAUUUUACAGAAGAAAAUCCUACCACCUUAAUCAAAAUCAUACUGUGUUUUCUAUUGAUAUUACACAUCAUUACUUUUGUGUGUGACUUUGUUAUCUAAUAUUUAUCCUAUUGAUCAAAAAUGAUAUUCAAUAGAUAAUGACAAGAACUGUUAUACUCUCUGAUAGCUCUCUUCAGACAUCUAUGACUGUUAAGGCGUCCAUGUGCACCUUACUCAACAUGGUGUGUGAUGCUCUCCUCAGUAGAGGUUGUGGUUAUUUCAAUAGGCUUCGGCUGACUGUUAAACUCUAACUAAUAGACUGUUAUGUUAACUCUUUACUUUAGAGUAAAGGGCAUCUUUGAGGAAUUAUCUUUGUUCCUUGGCUCAGUUUCUAGUCAUCGUUAGUAUAAAGUAGGUUUCUUGUACUGUAGUCGCUUAUCUCAGUAAUGCUUAUCAACUGUGUUGUUGUGACUACAAAUGUAGUAUUACCUCAGCUUUAGAGGUGAGCAGAGUGGCCUGUGUUUCUCCAACACAUGGAAGUGAAUAUAUAUUUUGGAUUAUGAAACAAAGACAAACUUAACUGAUGAUGAUUUAUUUUCCUUUUAAUUUAUUGACAUAGAUCAAAUAAUACUGUGUGAUGACACUGUCCAAUAUGUGUGUGUUAUUAUUAUUGCUGCCAUAACACUGUAUGUAUCAUCCUCAGCUGUUAUUGACAUUCAUUGUCAUAAUGCCAAGUAACUUAGCAACAGUGCGCCAAGUAUUAGAUAAUAACACCAUACAACUGUAAAUCCAAGCUGCUGAUUAUGUGGUUAUUAUCGCUUUAGUCUGAGUUUACAUUUACAAAGUUUAUUUUUAUAUUCUGAAAUGUACGUGUUGUGAAAGAGCAUUGAUUUGUUUCUUUUUUUCAAAUGUGAUAUGCAGUAUAUCCUCCAGAUAUAUUACCAUGUGUGGGUUUCAUUUAAUCAAAAUAAUAGAGAUACUUAGAGAUAAACUUCUAAAUGUGCAAUCCUUACGGAAAAUUAUAAAAGCAGAGUUUUCUAUUGAACUAUCUUAUCCCUGCAUAGUCGGUUGAGUCUGUACUUUCCAGCCCACAGGUGUAAUGUUAUUAACUGACUGUGUAUGUGGUGUAUUUAUAGUGAUUCUUUUCUUAGUGUCAGUACACAGCCCUAUGCAGGUUGUUGUUCUCCACGUCUCUGUUUUCAAUUACCUGACAUUAGGUCUUUUUUUAGCAGGCAUGUCUGAUAACUGGCAUGUUAUCCCGUUAACAUCCAGCUCUGUACAUAUUGGGUGUGUCACUGUCUACCUCAUCAUUAUCAGCUGCUAUUGAACAGCGAUGACUUCACCUAGUUAUCCUUCAACCAAAAAACGCACAGUGUUAUCAGAGUUAAUGCAAGCACGCACUCUUUGUAAACUGGAUUCCAUCCUACACUUUAAAACAACAUGUUGUGUGCUUACUUGAGACUAAAUAAAGUGAUCUUCUGUGGAUAUUUUACUGCUGAA
Messenger RNA from Sebastes umbrosus (honeycomb rockfish), 2722 nucleotides. It is a transcript of the gene ngb, whose product is annotated as neuroglobin. Gene Ontology annotation, molecular function: oxygen binding; heme binding. Bases 205 to 684 code for a protein of 159 amino acids. The record is from RefSeq and is a predicted model, not a curated record. NCBI's taxonomy places the organism in Eukaryota, Metazoa, Chordata, Actinopteri, Perciformes, Sebastidae. The transcript has 5 exons.